ACCUGACAUGAUGAACUUCUUUGUAUUUUCCAUUCUGUUUGGUUCACUUUUUGCCCUCAGCCACUGUGUUUUCCCACCCGGAUCAUGUGAUGGAUAUGAAAACAUAACUGAGCCAUGGCGCAAUUUUCAGUUUGUAUCAACUACUCUUCCUGGCUACCCAAGGGAUGAUGGACAUCUUGUGGGGAAUUGGUGGCGCUUCACAGGAAUUGGUGGGAACAGAAUCAAUCCAACUUGUGUAAGAAGAGCUGGAGGGUUCGCAUAUGGCAUCCAUUGGCAUUCCGCACAUCCAACAACUGAAUCUAAAACUGCAACGACAGGAACCGCAUAUGCUGAUGUUUCACAUUGUAACCAUUAUGGGAUCUCAGUCGAAGUGGUCCUGUGUCCAGGAGGAUUCUAUAUAUACAAACCAGCUAGUCAUCCUCAUGGAAGUUCGGGUUAUUUAACCUAUCAUUUUCAGUGUAACAAAACCGCUUGCGGGCCUCUUGCUGAGUGUGGGACUAAUGGAGGCUGCGCUUGCAUUGCCGGUUAUGAAAUGCUUCUUAAUCGCCUCCCCGAGAAAGAUGCGUAUAAUUGUGUUGACAUCGAUGAGUGUGAGAAAACCACAGGAAUAUGCGGCUCUCACUCAAAAUGCAACAACACGAUUGGAUCUUUUUUCUGUACCUGUCUGGAUGGAUUCGUUGCCACAAAUGAAUCAUCACCAAUUAAAAAUUCCAAUCCAUGCAUAGAUUUAGAUGAAUGUGCCGACAAUGUGUGUGGUGACGAUGGAACGUGUGUGAACAACCCUGGAAGUUAUCUGUGUAACUGCAACAACGGUUUUCAAGCUGUAGCUGACGCAACUCCUGUAUGCCAAGAUAUUGAUGAAUGCUUCAACUCCACUAUAUGUGGCCCUGAUGCUGACUGCACCAACAAACACGGAUCUCAUUCCUGCGCGUGUCAUAUUGGAUACAAGCCGACUCAACCGGACCAGGAACCAAGCGAGGAGAACAUCUGUGUUGAUGUUGAUGAAUGUGCUGAAGAUGCCACCAUCUGUGGGCCCAACGCCAACUGCACAAACUCAGUGGGAUCUUACGUCUGUUCCUGCCACCCUGGUUAUCGAUUGAAUGACGCCGACACCAUAGAAAGUCACUCCGACCCUUGCAUAGAUAUAGACGAAUGCAGUGAGACACAUGGUAUAUGUGGGGAAAAGACUGUGUGCACCAACAGGCCAGGGACUUACUACUGUUCCUGUCCUGAUGGAUUCUUCCCCUCCACUGGUAUUAUCUGGACAGUCGGAAUUACAUUUUGUGAAUCGCUUCAAGAUGUUCUCGACAAGUUAGAGCCUGAAGAGGGACAGACCAAAGAGAGGAAGUUUCUGGACGACAUGGACGAACAGCUGAAAGAAAACACGGAAAUACUCCUACCAGGAGCAACUGUGGCAAACUGCUUCUCAGCAUCAAUGGAAGUGUCGGGUGUUGGACCACGCGUCAAGUCGGCCAAGGUGAGUAGCGAAGGAGACGGGGAGAUUGGCAGCGUGAUCCUGGGAAUCUCAGACCGUCUAAUUUCUGCGAUGGUGCCGUCAGGUCAGAACCAAACCAGCACCACCAUCAAGAGUGAAACAGUGGAUUUAAGCUUCCAAACUGUUGUACCUGGAGGCAACAGUACAGGGAGCUCUACUCUCUCAGCCAAAGAAAACACCAUGGACAUUAAUCUGGAAGAUCUGGCCAAAAACAAUAAUGGUUCUGCAGCUGCUGCCUUCUUGACGUUAAAUGGAAUGGAGAAUCUUCUAAGUCACCAAUACUUUAAGACAGAAAACAAGACGGAGAUGUUCUCUGAUGUUCUCACUGCCGUUGUGCCCUCCAUGAAUCACACCAACCUCACAGAGCCCGUCAACUUCACCAUCCACCACAAGAAGAUGUUACCCAAGUCUGGUUUUGUGACCUGUGUGUAUUGGGAGAAUAAAACCAAGACAACAGAAACAGGAGGAGGAAGAGAGACUGAGAAAGGAAACACAGGAACCAUGCGCUGGUCAGUGGAUGGCUGCUGGACAGCAUACAGUGAUGAAAACCGCACUAUGUGCAGCUGCUCUCACCUCUCCACAUUCGCCCUGAUUCUUCAGAUAGGAGAGCCUCCUCCAGAGAGUGAUUUCUUGGAGUGGUUGAACAGAAUAUGUGUGAUUGUGGGACUGUUCUUCUUCGCUCUGGCUGUGUUCACCUUCCUCCUGUGCAGCUGGAACCCCAAAAUCAACAACACAGCCCGUCUUCACCUCUGUCUCAACCUGGGCCUGUCUCAUCUGCUACUGCUCUGGAAUGACAGAUACCUUGAGGAUGAGCUGGCCUGCACCGUCAUGGCAGCGCUUCUCCACUUCUUGGUGGUUGCCAGUUUCGUGUGGAUGCUUCUGGAGGCCUUUCAGCUCUACUUGCUGGUCCGAAGACUCUCCAAAGUGCAGGUUAUCCAGAGAGAUGGCCUGCCCAAGCUGCUUCUGUACCUGAUUGGUUAUGGGGUUCCCUUUGUGAUUGUGGGUGUUUCUGCACUGGUAUAUUCUGAUGGAUAUGGAGCUACUGAGGCAGACUCAUGCUGGCUGUCUCAAAAACAAAACUUUAAUUGGGCUUUAACAGGGCCGGUGCUGAGUGUCCUUGCACUUAACUGCAUCUUGUUUUCUGCUACUUUAUGGAGUCUCAGACCGACUUUGGCCAACAUGAAAAGUGACGUCUCACAGUCUAAAGACACCAGAUUAAUUCUUUUCAAGAUAGUGGCUCAGUUUGUCAUCCUGGGCUGUACGUGGAUUCUGGGCCUGUACCAGACCAACCUUUUCUUCCAGGUCCUUUUUAUCGUUCUGAACUCCCAGCAGGGCACCUUUCUCUACAUUGUUCACUGUCUGCUCAACAAGGAGGUUCGGGGGGAGUACAUCAAAUGGCUGACCUGCACUUUCAAUAAAAACAGAGAGGAAUCAACGAAAGACGUGCCAUCGAUUUCUGAGGACAUGGACAAGUGUGACGAAAAGGUGGACUGACGGUGAACAGAGAAUCUUCUCACCUACCCAGUUCACUAAUUUAAAUUGCCUCAUUAUUUCACUUUGAACACAAUGUAGUGAAGAUGGAUGUUCCUGAAAUGUUGAUUGUUUGGAGUGGACUGUCUAUGGGUAAUCGCAUAUACUGUUUUCAACUGCUUAAUCUUAUCCACAUCAUUUUGAAAACACUUUGGUUUGUUAUGAUGAUAUCUACUGAACUGUAAUGACAGGACUAAUAGCUGUACUUUUGGUAUUUUUCCUGCCUUCAUUACAUGCAGUUCAUAGUAAAUCUAUAAGGCUAUUUUGUAAAUAUGAAAUCUGAUGGAACACUGGGGUAUAAACUAUGUCUGAGAAUAUAAUGUGUGAUCUGGAUUGGUAUGAUGGCUUGGCCUGUAAAGAUUUAUCUGUCAUAUAAAUACAGUAUUGUUUUUCAUAUGUGUGUGAACACUGUGUACUUUUUAUUGCGCAUAUAUCUUCUUGUUAAGCAGCAGAUCUUAUUUUUUAACUUGUAUUUUCUAACAAUAGGAUGAAGACAACAGGCUCAUAUUUUAUGAAUAUUCACACUGUAUAUCAGUCAGCUCUUUACAAUUUUGAUAAAAGUAAAACUGCUGCACCAAAGGACUCACCAGUGUGAAGCAUAUGACAACAGGACAGCAUAUUUUUUUCACAUAUGUUCAUCCAAAUGAGAAAUAUUACAUGUUUUUACAACCUCUAAUUAACUUAAAUGUGUGCUUUUGGUCCAAUUUUGCCCUUAAUAAAGGAUUUCAUUAUAUUAAUUGUAUUUUAUUGUGAAGCUUCAUUCCAAUGUCACUGAACAACAGCCAUUCUUCAAAGUUAUUAUCAGCAUCCAGUAUCCAUUACUUGCAAGAUUCAUUCUAAUUUUUCAUGUAGCAAGAACAGAGCUUUGCAUGCACUUGACCAGAUUAAAAAAUUUGAAUCAAACUUUCAAGAAAAUGCUUCACGCUAAUAUGAUUGCAACACUAAAACACUAUUCCGAAGAGAUUACCUUAGCAAUUUUUCAGAACUUUUGAAAAGGGAAAUAAUUUGAGUAAAUU
Molecule: messenger RNA, 4041 nt
Organism: Salarias fasciatus (jewelled blenny)
Lineage: Eukaryota; Metazoa; Chordata; Actinopteri; Blenniiformes; Blenniidae
Product: adhesion G protein-coupled receptor E2-like
Exons: 23
Coding region: 8-2989 (993 amino acids)
Biological process (GO): cell surface receptor signaling pathway; adenylate cyclase-activating G protein-coupled receptor signaling pathway
Cellular component (GO): plasma membrane
Molecular function (GO): G protein-coupled receptor activity; calcium ion binding
Source: RefSeq, a predicted model, not a curated record